AUGGGUUUAGAGCCCUACGUCUAUCAGUCAUUGGCUAUGAGCAAAGCCUCAUCACUGGACUGGCCAGUGAUUGCAAGCAUAAACCUCCAGGCAGAGGUUUCCUUCAGCCAAGGGCAUUCAUCCAGAGAAGGGUGUUGCUAUACUCAGCGUGUGGUUGGAAAUGGGAUCAAAGCCCAGUCUGGAAAUCCUGAAGUCAAAGUCAGAGGAGCUGAUCCUGUGAUAAAUCAGAUUAUUGAUAAACUGAAGCAUGUUAUUCAGUUGUUGCAGGGUAGGUCACCCAAACCCGACAAGUGGGAACUUCAGAUGGGCAGUGGUGGCGGCAUGCUGGAACAGGUCAGCGGAGACUGUGAUGAUGAAGAUGGUUGUGGGGGAUCAGGAAGUGGAGAAGUCAAGAGGACGCUAAAAAUCACAGACUGUAAGUGUAUGAUUCUAACACCACUGCUAAAGAAUUGCUUUUGA
Molecule: messenger RNA, 459 nt
Organism: Ceratotherium simum simum (southern white rhinoceros)
Lineage: Eukaryota; Metazoa; Chordata; Mammalia; Perissodactyla; Rhinocerotidae
Source: RefSeq, a predicted model, not a curated record